AUGAAGAAAGAAGUUGACAGAGAUUCCUUAGUUCACAGUAGGUCAGCUAAGGUUGCUAGUGAGUGGGAACAAGAGUAUCUAGAUGGUGAAUAUGAUGGUCAGAAACGCAAGGAACCGCACCGCAAUGAUGAUCGGAUAUUGAGAAAGGAUUUAGGUCCAUUGCAGGAUCACCUAUUUCAAAUUCUACAGGCCCAAUCACCAGAAAAUCGAUGGUAUAAUUCCAAUCAAGUGGAGAAAAUUUUGGGUGAUGCGAUCCAACACGCAAGAGCUCAAAGACCUCGAAUCAAGCUUUUACAACAGUCUUGUUGUGAUUACCCGAUGAAGAAUACGGCUUGUACCAAUGGAAAACAAGUUAUAGAUUCAGGACAAGCUAAUAGGGUUUGGGAGCGAGGCAGAUUAUGGGUUGGAAAGGUAUUGUGUCUAGAAUUAGACUCUUGUGAGUACAAGAAGCAGAGUAAGUUGGUCGUUGAGCACAUUAGGAGUAUGUACAAGCGAGAAACAAACCAACGGAUUUCUUGCAUGGGUUGUGUGUGGGAUCCUGGUGGAAUUUCAUGUUCAAAAGCUCAGGAGAUUUGGUUAGGGACUUAUUUUCCUGAGUAUAAGAAGCUUAUUUGGCUGGUCGUAGAUCAAUGUUUAGGGGUAUAUGCUCUUAACAGAGGUGUUGAUGAUAGUGUGUGUCUAGCAUUUGGAAUCUGUUUUGGCUACAAACGACUUUUCGAUCCAGGAGGAGCUAACUGUGGUUUGGAGUUUGUUGCUGUUUUUGCUGUUAAGGGAAGCAAGGUUCAUGGCUGUGUAUGGCGGUCUUGUCGUGAUUUGGUAGAAGAUUAUGCAAGUUGUAUCAGUUGCGGGAAUUCGAGACAAAAAGGUGCUCGACUGAUAGAACCAAGCUCUGCAAUGAGGGCUGGAAUUCUAGGCUAUAAUGGUACUUCAUGGAAAACAGUAGAAAACAUAAUUGUGGAACAAGCUGAAAGAGCAAUUCCAGAUCAUGAAAGUGUGGAUUUAAGACCGCCGGAGCUCAAUCACAACCUUGAGGACAAGGUGUAUUUUUCAGGGGCGAGUAAUGGUAUGAGCAGAAUUUUGGUUAGUGAGGCAGUAAAGAAGAAGUUAAGAGUUGAUAAAGAUGAUGCUAAGAAGGUCAUAGGAGAUGUUAAGCUAAGUAAUGUUAUAGAUGGGAUAGAGAGGCUUAAGAACAUAUUUAUAGGAGCUGUUAUGAUCCUAUUAGCCUUGGUUAUGGAGGAAAUUGAGGUUGGGUUCUCAGGAGGUGGUAGUGGAAGGUACGUAAGGAUUGGUUGUGAGGAUAAAGCUGAUGUGGAUAUAGGGGAAACUGGAAUAGUGCUGAGGCAUAUAUCUCAGAGAAGGUGUUAUAAGAAGGUCCAUAUUACCAUGUUGGAAUACUUGCUUGAUAUGAGACAACAAAUUUUGGAAGAGUUAAGAACUGAAUCGUUUGAAGCCACUAUGGAGCGUUCAAGGGCAGAUGCUGGAAGGGAAACUGAAGCUGAAGGCGACUUAUGGGCGGAAGGCGACUUGUGCUGUUAA
This is a messenger RNA of Arabis nemorensis, 1536 nucleotides long. The record is from the annotation of a GenBank genome assembly. NCBI's taxonomy places the organism in Eukaryota, Viridiplantae, Streptophyta, Magnoliopsida, Brassicales, Brassicaceae.